ACAACCCGGCUGUCAACCUUUAUACAGCUUCCUGUUUGUGCUUUGGCGGAUAUGAAGGAGUUUUUCCGUUGUUCUCAUUCUCUCUUCUAAUUAUACUUUUGAUUUAAUAAGUAACGAAACGCAGGAUGUCUGAAACCGGGAAUCGACUUCGGAAACUCCUCGAAUCACCUAAUUUCGACCCGCAAACCUACGUGAAGCAGUUGUCCCAGCAGUCCGAUGGUGACCGAGACCUGCAGGAGCAUCGCCAGAAAAUCCAGAAUCUUGCCGACGAGACGGCCCAGAACCUCAAGAAGAAUGUGUACAAGAACUACAGGCAGUUCAUCGAGACGGCCAAGGAGAUCUCGUAUCUGGAGAGCGAGAUGUACCAGCUGAGCCACAUCCUGACCGAGCAAAAGAGCAUCAUGGAGAGCAUCACUCAGUCCCUGCUGUCCACAGAUAAAGAUGAGACCUCUAAGGAGAUGCAAGCAGCCUUCCCCAAAGAGACAGAGGAACUGAAGCAGCGGACCCUCACCUCCCUGCUGGAGAAGGUAGAAGGAGCUAAAAACAUCAUGGACACCCCAGGGAGACACCUGGUCUACAAUGGAGACCUUGUAGAGUUUGAUGUGGACAACAUGUCGCCCAUCCAGAAGGUGCAUGCUUUCCUCAUGAACGACUGCCUGCUGAUUGCCACCUGGUUACCUAACCGCAGAGGCACGGUGAAGUAUAAGUACAACGCCCUGUAUGACCUGGAGAGCUUUGCUGUGGUGAACGUGAAGGACAACCCCCCCAUGAAGGAUAUGUUCAAGAUCCUCAUGUUCCCCGACAGCCGCAUCUUUCAAGCGGAGAACAGCAAAGUGAAGAAGGAAUGGCUGGAGAUCCUGGAUGAGACCAAGAAAAACAAAGCCUCCAAAGACAAGCACAAGAAGGAGGAGGAGGUCCCCAUGUCUCCUGUGCGGGCUGAAGUGUCCACCAACCCUUUCGACAUCGACGAUGAUGAGCCAGCGGACUCAGAGAACAUUGUGGACCUCAGCCUCGAGUGGAUACAGGAGCUGCCAGAGGAUCUGGACGUGUGCAUCGCCCAGAGGGACUUUGAGGGCGCAGUGGACCUUCUGGACAAGCUCAACGAGUACCUGAAGGACCAGCCUGUGACCCCGAAGGUGAAGGAACUCAGGGCUAAGGUGGAUGAGCGUGUGCGGCAGCUGACGGAGGUCCUGGUGUUUGAGUUGUCUCCAGAUCGCUCACUCCGUGGUGGACCUAAAGCAACCCGACGGGCUGUGUCCCAACUCAUCAGAUUAGGUCAGUCCACCAAAGCUUGUGAGCUGUUCCUGAACAACCGCGCCGCGGCCGUCCAGACUGCUAUACGGCAGCUUCGCAUCGAGGGAGCGACGCUUCUUUACAUCCACAAGCUCUGCAACAUUUUCUUCACCAGCUUGCUGGAGACCGCCAAGGAGUUUGAGAUGGACUUUGCAGGAAACACGGGCUGCUACUCAGCCUUCGUGGUGUGGUCCAGGUCAGCCAUAACUAUGUUUGUGGACGCCUUCAGCAAACAGGUGUUUGACAGUAAGGAGAGCCUGUCCACAGCAGCCGAGUGCGUCAAAGUGGCUAAAGAGCACUGCCAGCAGCUGACCGAGAUCGGCCUGGACCUGACCUUCACUCUGCAGUCACUACUGGUGAAAGACAUCAGGGCGGUCCUGCAGAGCUACAAAGAUAUCAUCAUUGAAGCCACCAAGCACAGGAACUCUGAGGAGAUGUGGAGGAGGAUGAACCUGAUGACUCCUGAAGCCUUGGCCAAACUCAUGGAAGAGAUGCGCAGUUGUGGUAUCAGCUUCCAGCAGUACACAGGGGACGACUGCUGGGUCAACCUGAGCUACACCGUUGUGGCCUUCACCAAGCAGAUGAUGAGCUUCUUGGAGGAAGGCCUGAAACUCUACUUCCCUGAGCUGCACAUGGUGCUGCUGGAGAGCCUGCGGGAGAUCAUCCUGGUGGCAGUGCAGCACGUCGACUACAGUCUGCGCUGCGAGCAGGACUCCGAGAAGAAGUCCUUCAUCCUGCAGAAUGCCACCUUCCUGCACGAUACCGUGCUGCCGGUCGUGGAGCGGCGCUUCGAGGAGGGCGUGGGCAAGCCAGCCAAACAGCUGCAGGACCUGAGGAAGAGCACGAGGCCGGUGCGGAUCAACCCCGACAGCACCACAUCCUUGGUCUGAGACUCGCUGGAACCUCUGUGGCUCAUUUUGAUGAAAAUGGAUGAGACUGAAACAAAGGACGGUGGCCAAGAACGCCCACACAUCCUUUCCUCCCUGCAAUUUCAAGUCAAAUUUCAGAACUGACCAAAACACUAAGUGCUGCUGGUUGUUGUGAUGCUACAGCAGAAAAAUGAAAGUAUCGUUUAAAACAACCGCGGUAACAUUGGUUAAAAGAAAGUGCACCUUUUUCCACAUAAAAGUUUAUUUAGAUCCUCUUUCAUUUUAGUUUAAAAAUAUAAUUCCUGCUGCAGCUGAAAAUGUUUUCCUCUCGCCCAGCAUGAGGUCAGCAUACGCUUAGAUCUUUAUACUUAUUUAUCUCUUCCAUUCAUAUAAGCAUCAAACAUCUGUUUUUGCCAAAUCCAUUUUCUGUAUUUACAUAAAAUCAUUUUACAGCACAGCUAAUUACCAGAGUUUACCCACCGCUGAGGUUCAUGCUGUUAGAUUAUAUGAGAUGUGAUGCUCGAUCAUGUGGAUUUUAAUCCAACUGUAUUGUAAUGACCACUCACGUAUGUGAGAUGAUAUAAAGAGAUGACUAAACAACUCCAUUAAAAGCCAAAUGUGCGUUUUUGUCUGAUCUUAACACAUGAAAUCAAAUAAAAAUCUUAAGCACAUA
This is a messenger RNA of Girardinichthys multiradiatus, 2835 nucleotides long. It is a transcript of the gene exoc8, whose product is annotated as exocyst complex component 8. The transcript has 4 exons. The record is from RefSeq and is a predicted model, not a curated record. NCBI's taxonomy places the organism in Eukaryota, Metazoa, Chordata, Actinopteri, Cyprinodontiformes, Goodeidae. Bases 126 to 2183 code for a protein of 685 amino acids. Gene Ontology annotation, cellular component: exocyst. Gene Ontology annotation, biological process: intracellular protein localization; exocytosis; Golgi to plasma membrane transport.